Zootoca vivipara (common lizard) is the source of this 2970-nucleotide messenger RNA. RefSeq names its product ubiquitin like with PHD and ring finger domains 2 (gene UHRF2). The record is from RefSeq and is a predicted model, not a curated record. Gene Ontology annotation, biological process: protein ubiquitination; negative regulation of gene expression via chromosomal CpG island methylation. Lineage: Eukaryota; Metazoa; Chordata; Lepidosauria; Squamata; Lacertidae. Gene Ontology annotation, molecular function: ubiquitin protein ligase activity; protein binding.
AGGGAGGGCGGUUGGAAAGCGGCGGUCGCUGGUGGUCCGCGCGCGCUCGUCUCGCGAGAUCCGCGUUGGCGCGCCGUGACCUCCAUGUGAGAGCAGCGGCGCCUGGUAAACAGUCCUCGGGGUUAGGACAUGGCUCCCACCGCCGCCGGCGCCCGUUAGUUCACACGGUGGGGAUCCUUCCUUGGCUGGUCCUCAGGGCAGCUCCUGACAGGGGCUUUGCCGCCAUUCUGAGUGUGGCUGCGGGAAGGAAGAAGAAAGGAAGGGGCUGCGAGGGCGGCUGGCAGGGGCGAGGAAGGAGGCAGCAGCGAGGAAGGCCGGCGGCCGGCAGUUGAGGAGGCUGGCGGUGACUCUCGGGGUCUGAGGGAAGGAGAUUCCCACCCCCUCACCCCACCCCCGCUGCCGCCCCCCGCUUCUCUCUCCGGUGCUCCGAGCCGGCGGGAAAAGCGCCUCCCCCCCCCCGACCGCCCCUCUUUCGUCCUCCUCCUCCUCUGGGUGCGCGCCAUGUGGAUCCAGGUGCGCACCAUUGACGGCGCGCAGACCCAGACCAUCGACGACCUCAGCCGCCUCACCAAGAUUGAGACCCUGCGCGAGAAGAUCCAGGAGAGCUUCCGCGUGAGCCCGGACAGGCAGCGCCUCUUCUACCGGGGCAAGCAGCUUGAAGAUGGACACACCUUAUUUGAUUAUAAUGUUGGACUGAAUGAUAUAGUUCAGCUUUUGAUACGCUCAGAAUCUGAUGCUCCUGCUUCUCCAUCAACAAAUGAAGAUGGAAAGCCCAGUUCCUGUGGAGUUGCGAACUGUAAGAACAAAGUCAAGCAAGGAGCAAGCAGUGGAUCAUCCACACAGCCAUCUACAUCAGCACGUUCGUUUCUUAUUGAUCCUGGCAUUGGACGAUACAAGAUAAAUGAACUUGUGGAUGCCCGAGAUGUUACUAUUGGAUCCUGGUUUGAAGCUCAUAUACAAAAUGUAACUCAAGCAACAAAAGGACAUAAAAAUGGAAAAGCUCAAGGAAAGAGUGGCAGUAAUUACAAAAGGACUAAUGGAAACUUAAACCAAGAUCACUCUAGAGAAAAUGCAAAUAAUUUGGACAAUGCACCUUCUACAUCUUACUCAGAUUAUAUGGACACUGAUGAAGAUACUGUUUAUCAUAUCAAGUAUGAUGAGUAUCCAGAGAGUGGCAUCGUAGAAAUGUCCGUCCGUAAUCUACGACCACGAGCAAGAACUAUUUUGAAGUGGAAUGAAUUAUGUGUGGGUGAUUUGGUGAUGGUUAACUACAAUGUAGAGAGUCCGGAAGAGAGGGGAUUCUGGUUUGAUGCAGAAAUAACCUCUCUGAGAGAGAUUUCAAGGACUAACAAAGAAGUUUAUGCCAAAAUUUUGCUGGGUGGUCCAGAAGAUGCCAUAAAUGAUUGCAAACUCCUUUUUAUAGAGGAAAUAUACAAGAUUGAAAAGCCAGGAGCAUAUCCGCUGACAUUUGCAGAUGGAGAGUUCAAAAGAAAGAGUGGUCCAGAAUGCAAGCAUUGCAGAGCGGACCCUGAUAAAGAAUGCCGAUUUUGCUCUUGUUAUUUGUGUGGGGGGAAACAGGAUGCCCACAUGCAACUUCUUUGUGAUGAGUGCAAUAUGGCCUACCAUUUAUACUGCCUGAACCCACCUUUAAGCAAGAUACCAGAAGAUGAAGACUGGUACUGUCCUUCCUGUAAAAAUGAUUCUAAUGAAGUUGUAAAAGCUGGGGAAAAGCUCAAGCAGAGUAAAAAGAAGGCAAAGAUGCCAUCUGCCUACACAGACAGCCAGCGAGAUUGGGGCAAGGGUAUGGCUUGUGUUGGUCGUACUAAGGAAUGCACUAUUGUUCCUUCUAACCACUAUGGACCCAUACCUGGAGUUCCUGUUGGAGCAACCUGGAAGUUUAGAGUUCAGGUGAGUGAAGCAGGUGUUCAUAGGCCUCAUGUUGGUGGAAUUCAUGGACGGAGUAACGAUGGAGCUUAUUCCCUUGUUCUGGCUGGAGGAUUUGAAGAUGAAGUAGAUCGAGGUGAUGAAUUUACUUACACUGGGAGUGGUGGAAGAGAUCUGUCCGGCAAUAAAAGGAUUGGAGAACAUUCAUUUGAUCAAACUUUGACACACAUGAACAGGGCACUGGCGCUAAAUUGUGAUGCCCCCCUGGAUGAUAAAAAUGGAGCAGAGUCUAAAAACUGGAGAGCUGGUAAGCCAGUCCGAGUGGUUCGCAGCUCAAAGGGUCGAAGGAUCAGCAAAUAUGCCCCUGAAGAAGGCAACAGAUAUGAUGGCAUUUAUAAAGUGGUGAAAUACUGGCCUGAAAUUGGAAAAUGUGGAUUCUUAGUUUGGCGCUAUCUUCUGAGAAGAGAUGAUGCUGAACCUGCCCCCUGGACUUCAGAAGGAAUGGAAAGGUCAAAGAAAUUGGGCUUGAGUUUACAGUACCCGGAAGGCUAUUUGGAAGCUAUGGCGAGUAAAGAAAAGAAGGAUAAAGUAAAAAAGCAACCUACGAAACAGGAGCCAACAGAACAGAGCAACGGAAAUCAGAAAAGACUGAUUGAUGAUGAAGGAAUUGAGGAACCUACAAACACGGCCAAAGUCAUGAGGAUGGAAGAUGGAGGGAAAGGAGACGGCGGCAAAGGAGAAGCUUUCCAGCUCACUCAGCAACAGCAGUGGUUGAUUCAGGAAGAUUCACCGAACCAGAAGCUGUGGGACGAAGUUCUUGCUUCUGUUAAGGAAGGACCAAACUUUUUGAAGAAUCUGGAACAAUCUUUUAUGUGUGUCUGCUGCCAGGAGCUGGUAUACCAACCGGUGACCACAGAGUGCCUCCACAAUGUCUGUAAAAGCUGUUUGCAGCGCUCCUUUAGAGCUGAAGUCUUCACCUGCCCUGCUUGCCGACACGACCUUGGAAAGGGUUACACCAUGGUUCCCAACAAAAUCCUGCAGACACUACUUGACCAGUUCUUCCCUGGUUACAGCAAAGGACGAUGA